Molecule: messenger RNA, 3332 nt
Organism: Pygocentrus nattereri (red-bellied piranha)
Lineage: Eukaryota; Metazoa; Chordata; Actinopteri; Characiformes; Serrasalmidae
Product: spindlin-W-like
Exons: 12
Coding region: 280-2487 (735 amino acids)
Biological process (GO): gamete generation
Cellular component (GO): Golgi cisterna membrane
Molecular function (GO): glucuronosyl-N-acetylgalactosaminyl-proteoglycan 4-beta-N-acetylgalactosaminyltransferase activity
Source: RefSeq, a predicted model, not a curated record
GAUCACCCCCUAAGGCUGCUUCUUGCACCGGGGGCGCUGUUUUGAGUGUGUGGGGGGGUGCAGAAUCUCGCUUUCCCCCCAGUUUUCACUCUUAAAGUGUUUUAUAUUUGCCUUUCACGGCUAUCAGCGCCACAUUAACUGCAGAUUUGUGUCUAGCAAUGAAGAAAAGAGCCUCAUUGCGGCGGGCAGCACUGUAAACUGCGUUACUACGCGAUUCACACCUCCUGCUGCUGAGUCAGAAGAAGCUGAUCUUCAAGUCUGGCAUGCAUCACUGAAAGAAUGAACAGGUCUGGGAAGAUUUCCGGUCACCACCACCGCACCAGAGGAGCAAAUGCUGACACGUCGGUGAGCAGGCCUAAGAUGAAAAAAAAAGGUUCACAUAAGCAUAAACACAGGCAUCAUGUGGGUCCUAGCAUCCCGGUUACUCCACCUAGACGAAAUAUUGUUGGCUGCAGGAUAAAACACAAAUGGAAAGAAAAUUGUUACAGUCCUAUAUCACAUUGGAGUGGGACAGUCCUAGACCAAGUUGCAGUAAACCCUUCUCUCUACCUCAUCAAGUAUGAUGGCUUUGACUGUGUAUAUGGCCUGGAGAUUCUUAGAGAUGAGAGGGUUCAAGAUCUUGAAAUCUUACCCGACAAAAUCGCCUCCUAUCGAGAAAGUGACACUCGUCUAGCUGAGAUGAUCUUGGGUCGGGCUGUGGAGCACCAGUUUGAGAUGGGUGAUGGAUCAAAGAAUGGCUGGAGGGGGCUAGUGCUUGCCACAGCACCCAUGAUGCCCACAUGGUUUUUCAUUACCUAUGAGAAAGACCCUGUACUUUACUUGUAUCAGCUUCUAGAAGACUACAAAGAGGGUGACCUUCGCAUACUUCCAGACUCAGAUCCAGGUUGGAGAAGACCCCGAACUAGCUUGGUAGAACUCCGUGCAGUCAUGCUGAAGAGGUGGUCUCUUGCCAUGGUGGUCCGUAGGGGACUUAUGCUUAUGGUGACAUUCUGCUUCGUGUCCCUCCUGUAUUUCCUGACCUGCAGACCUCAUGGAAACCAAAAGCACCAAAUGUUCAAAGGGCCAGUGGAUGAUACGAAGUACCAGACUUUGCUGCAAGAACACGAGGAGCAAUAUCACCACUAUGCCACCAGCCUCACAAAGCAAAUCUUCCAAUUGAAGAAGGCUCUCCAAGAAAGGAGAAGACAGCUGCAGAAGUCUUUGGAACAGGCUGCUGUAAUGCUUCCAUUGAAGUUGGACGAACUGGGGCAGAAGAGCAACUCUGAGCUUGAAGUGUUCUUCAACAGGCAGCUAGACUGUGCAGAAAUUCAUCUAGGCACAAAUCUACCAAAUGAGCAUGCUCUGGUGCCAUUUGAGACCUUUACUCUUCACAGUGUAUAUCAGCUCGAGACAGGGCUUGCACGGCACCCUGUGCAAAGAGCUCUUCGGAAGGACCUGGGUGGGGCAUUAGAAGCCGCCCUACACAUCCUAAAUGAUCCUCAGAAAAGGAACAACUCUCAGUACCAUAGGAUAUACUCUCCUCGGGACUUCUUUGAGGGAAUUUUUCGCACAGAACAAGAUAAGGGGACACUGUAUGAUCUCACAUUCAGAGAUAAUACUUCCCUGGACUUCAGGAGGCUACUCUUCUUUCGUCCAUUUGCGCCUUUGAUGAAAGUGACAGAAGAAAUAAUUGACACAUCUAACAUGCUAAUAAACAUAAUUGUGCCAUUGGCCGAGAAGGUGGACUCAUUCAGACAAUUCAUGCACAAUUUCAGGGAAGUUUGCAUUCGGCAAAAUGAAAGAGUUCAUCUGACUGUGGUGUUUUUUGGAACACAUAAAAAGGAUGAAGUGAGAGGAAUUAUAGAUGCCACUGCAAGGAAAAUGAGAUCCAGGAACUUCACUCUAAUACAUCUAAAUGAGAAGUUUUCCAGAGGGAGAGGUUUAGACAUGGGAGCUCGGGCCUGGAAGAAGAGCAAUGUCCUGCUUUUUUUCUGUGAUGUGGAUGUACAUUUUACUGCAGAGUUCCUCUACUCCUGCCGCAUGAAUGCCCAACCUGGUAAAAGAGUCUUCUAUCCCAUACUGUUCAACCAGUACAACCCAGAAGUCAUAUAUGGUGAACAUAACAUACCUCCAGUUGAUAAACAGCUGGUAAUCAGUAAAAGUACGGGAUUCUGGCACGACUUUUCGUUUGGGAUGACAUGUCAGUAUAGGUCCGAUUUUGUCAACAUAGGAGGCUUCGAGUCCAGUAUAAAAAGCUGGGGAAAGGAAGACUUGCACCUCUACCGAAAAUAUCUUCACAGCAAUCUCAUGGUAGUGCGGGCCCCUUCACGAGGACUCUUCCAUAUGUGGCACGAGAAAGUUUGUGCAGAAGACUUACCGACAGAAUCAUUUAAAAUGUGCAUGCAGUCCAAAGCUAUGACUGAGGCCUCCCACAGCCAGAUCGGGGAGCUCUUAUUUCACCAGGAAAUAGAGAGUCAUCUACACAGACACAACCUCAGUGAUAAUUAAGGCACAUGAGCACAAUGUUCUGUUUUGUUGUGCUCAAAUGUAUUCUUGAGAUACCUCAAUAUCAUCAUUUGUUUUUGUUUUGCAGAAUGAUUUAAAAUGUUGACAGAAUCUGGAAAUUGUGCUUUGGUAUAUUGGAUAGUACAUCAUCUCAGCCACAUUACAAAGCAAACUACACUCUUAUAUGGCUCUUCAAGGGUUCUUUAGAAAAGUCAAUGGUUCUAUGCAGAACCAUGAACAGUCAAAGGACCAUUUGCUUGAUUAGGAGGUUUAUCAAUAAAGGUUCUUUAGAUUGAUGAAGGACGUGCGGUAGAUGGUUCUAUAUAGCACCCUUCUUCUAUUGCUGAAAUGUCAAGCUUCUAAUGGCAGAAGAACACUUUUCAGUGCUGUAUAGAACCCUUUUCAAAAAAAUUUUCAAUCAACCUGAAGAACACAUUCACGAUGUAAAGAAAGUUAUUUGAAUGUUCUUUAGGUUAUAUGUCGUUCCAUAUAGAACCAUUGUCUUUACUAAAGAACCCUUGAACAACCAUCUUUUUUAGGAGUGUAGAGAGAACCAGAGAUCUCCGCUCCCGGUCCUGGAAAACUACAAUCUAACGCCCCUGACUCAAAAUUUCAUGAAUAUUAUGGAAGUCUGUUUUAUAACACUUAAACGUUGUUAUAUAACACUUUAACGAGUUGAAUUAAUCUGUCUAAAUGAUAUUGUCCCUUGGUAACAAAAUUUCUGUGAGGGAUUACAGAUACAACACUGAACUCUGUACAUCCUGUCUUGAUUUUUUUAUUCGUAUUUUUCUAUUUAAAACUUAAAACUUUUUAAAGAUACACAAUCCUUAAGGCAAUUGUACUUUUGA